Molecule: messenger RNA, 756 nt
Organism: Ramularia collo-cygni
Lineage: Eukaryota; Fungi; Ascomycota; Dothideomycetes; Mycosphaerellales; Mycosphaerellaceae
Exons: 2
Coding region: 1-756 (251 amino acids)
Source: RefSeq, a predicted model, not a curated record
AUGAGCGUCACCAGCCACUUCACGCUGCUGUCAAGAUAUCAGAAGGAUCAGAAGGAUGUUCUCGAUCAGCGCCGCGCAUCCAACAUUGAGGCGAGAAAGCGUCUGGCACAUGCGGCAACCAAGAAGAGAGCAGAAGCGAUCAAACCCCCCAAAAAGAAGAAAAUCCCCGCCAAACUCCUCGCCAGUAUCCCCAUCGACAACACCAUCUGCCGCCUCCUCGACCUCCCCCCAGAACUCCGAACCCGAAUCUACGAAUACGUCCUCGCACCCAAGAAAUCCAAAUCCUCCCCUCGCAAACGCCUCACCAUCACAAAAGACAACUUCUCCCAACCCCCUCUCCUCCGCACGUGCAAAACCAUCCGCAACGAAGCCUCCUCAAUCUACUACUUCGACACGCCCUUCAACUUCCACAUCCACGACUACGAUUCCUCUCUUCUGCAAGCCUUUUGUAAACAAGCAGGCGACUCCCGCUUCGUGCAAAAAGUCGAUAUCAAAUUGACUUUUKCGAGGAAAUCGCAGAGUUGGGGGAAUUUGAUGGUGUGGUGUAGGGCGUUUUUUGAGGAUCGCGUUAGAGGGGUGAGUUGUGAGGAUAAUUGUACGAAAUGGGAUGCGGGGUGUUGUAGGGCGAGUAUGGCGUUUGAUUUGGUGGAUCGUGUUAUGGGGGAGGGGUUGGUGUGGGAGAAGGUGGUGCCUUUAUUGGAGGUCUUGAAGAAGGCUACGGAGAGGAGGAAGAGGGGAUUGUGUGUGUGGACGUGA